AUGGGUUUAGGAAAAAAACAGAUGGAGCAGCUGGGAGCAUUUUCUUUAUCGGCAGCGGCGUAUGGAGUUGGUUCGUUAGUCGCUCUACUGUAUGUCACUGAAUGGAAAGCGGUUUGCAAAUACAUUCCUUUUUAUAAUAUGGCAGAAAAGUUUCGAGAUCCUUUACCUCCACCUAAACCAAAACCUACAUAA
Molecule: messenger RNA, 192 nt
Organism: Spodoptera littoralis (African cotton leafworm)
Lineage: Eukaryota; Metazoa; Arthropoda; Insecta; Lepidoptera; Noctuidae
Source: the annotation of a GenBank genome assembly